AUGUUCAACUGUCUUGACGCCUUUCCUAAUACCACCAUUCUCAAUAGCACCUAUCUCAAAAACGUCAAUGGCGUUUUGUCCUCCCUCAUCUCCUCCAACAAUAGUAACGGCUACGGGUUUUACAGUUCUGCUUACGGUGAAAACUCUGACAAAGUUUAUGCAAUCGGGCUCUGUAGAGGGGAUCUGAAGCAUGAUGCUUGCGUUACUUGCCUCAACGCCUCCAGAUACGAUCUCAUGGAGGCUUGCCCUAAUGACAGGGAGGCAAGUUUGUGGACAGAAAAAUGCAAGUUACGCUACUCGAACCACUCCAUGCACGGAACCGUGGAAUUGAUUCCAUCUUCCACGGGGUACAGCAACAAAAAUGUGUCGUCGUCGUUGUCGGUCCUGGAAGGGUUUAACCAACGGCUGAUGGCGUUGCUGGGAGUACUAAAAGUUGAAGUAGCGGCUGGCGGUGAUGUUGUUAAGUUUGCAGUGGGAAAUGCAAAUGUUUCUAUAUAUUCUAAGAAUAUAAGUACAAUAUAUGGACUUGCGCAGUGCAGUCCGGAUUUGUCAGAGCUGGGAUGUAACAAUUGCUUAGAUGAAGCUUUAGAAAAUAUCCAAAUAUAUUGUUAUGGGAGUGGUUUUGGGAGCUAUGUUAAUCCCAGCUGUGACGUAUAUUAUCAGGUUGAUUACCUCUUCUAUGACCCUGCAGCUCAGACGGUACCAGUGGCAUUGCCACCAUUAAUAUCUCCUCCUACAGCCAAUGCAAGAGGAAAGAAGAGCAACAUAUCUCAAACUCUCAUCGUUGUUUUCGUGUCGAUCCUACUUCCUUUCAUCGUUAUGCUUUGA
Messenger RNA from Prunus armeniaca (apricot), 828 nucleotides. The record is from the annotation of a GenBank genome assembly. Lineage: Eukaryota; Viridiplantae; Streptophyta; Magnoliopsida; Rosales; Rosaceae.